Molecule: messenger RNA, 1421 nt
Organism: Leptonychotes weddellii (Weddell seal)
Lineage: Eukaryota; Metazoa; Chordata; Mammalia; Carnivora; Phocidae
Gene: MRPS30
Product: mitochondrial ribosomal protein S30
Biological process (GO): translation
Cellular component (GO): ribosome; mitochondrion; mitochondrial large ribosomal subunit
Molecular function (GO): structural constituent of ribosome
Source: RefSeq, a predicted model, not a curated record
UUAACCUCUGGGUCCGAAACCUUGAGCAAAGAUGGCGGCGGCCAGGUGCUGCAGGCUAGCCCUCCGCGGGCCGGGGCUGUCAUUGCACACUGCGGCAGAGGCCGCCGUCACGGCUCCAGAAGUGACCGGCCCCGAUGUCACGGCGGCCCCCGUCGCGCGCUACCCGCCGAUUGUGGCCUCCCUGACUGCCAAGAGCAAGGCGGCACGGCAGCGGCGAGUGGAGCGGUGGCAGGCGACGGUGCACGCGGCCGUGUCGGUGGACGAGAAGCUGCGAAUCCUCACCAAGAUGCAGUUCAUGAAGUACGUGGUUUAUCCGCAGACUUUCGCUCUGAACGCUGACCGCUGGUAUCAGAGUUUCACCAAGACCGCGUUCCUGUCGGGCCUGCCGCCGCCGCCAGCCGAGCCCGCGGAGCCCGCGGAGCCCGCGCCCGUCCUGGACCUAGCGGCCUUGCGCGCCGCCGCGUGUGACUGCCUCCUGCAGGAGCACUUCUACCUGCGGCGCAAGCGGCGCCCUCCCCUCUACCAGGACCGCGAGGCUAUCGCCUCGCCCUUCCUGGAUCAGCUGGUGGCCACCCUCAUGGGCCUGCUCAGCGCACACAACCCCGCCUUGGCCACCGCCACCCUCGAUUGUAAACGCCCAGUUCACUUUUACUGGUUGCGAGGUGAAGAAAUUAUUCCUAGUGGUCAUCGGAAAGGUCGAGUUGAUGCUUUGCGAUACCAAAUAAAUGAUAAACCACACAACCAGAUUCGAAUAUCCAAACAACUCCCACAGUUUGUGCCGCUGGAUUAUUCUAUACCUGUCGAAAUCCCUGUUAUAACUUGUAAGCCAGACAAACUUCCCUUAUUCAAACGACAAUAUGAAAAUACCAUAUUUAUUGGCUCAAAGACAGCAGACCCAUACUGUUACGGUCACACACAGUUUCAUCUGUUACCUGACAAAUUAAAAAGGGAAAGGCUUUUGAAACAGAACUGUGCUGAUCAGAUAGAAGUUGUUUUUAGAGCUAAUGCUAUCGCAAGCCUCUUUGCUUGGACUGGAGCACAAGCUCUGUAUCAAGGAUUUUGGAGUGAAGCAGAUGUUACUCGGCCUUUUGUCUCUCAGGGCGUGAUCACAGAUGGAAAAUACUUUUCCUUUUUCUGCUACCAGUUAAAUACUUUGGCACUGACUGCACAAGCUGAUCGAAAUAACUCUCGUAAAAAUAUAUGUUGGGGGACACAAAGUAAGCCUCUUUAUGAAACAAUUGAAGAUAAUAAUGUGAAAGGUUUUAAUGAUGAUGUCCUGCUCCAGCUAGUUCACUUUCUACUGAACAGACCAAAAGAAGACAAAUGACAGCUGUUGGAAAACUAAGAAGAAAUAAUUGAUUCAGGACUUCGGGAAUACUUGAGUUUCACUGAAGGAAAAAUAAAGGGAAUUUUAAUGAUGA